CUAUGUUGGCUACUUGCCGGGAUGCUGAUGCUGUGUGUUUCGUAUAACCAGGGGUUAGCACUACGCCUAUCAUCUUAGGACAUACCCUUUGCAUGCGCCCUGCAAGAGAGAGAGAGAGAGAGAGAGAGAGAGAGAGAGAGAGAGAGAGAGAGAGAGAGAGAGAGAGAGAGAGAGAGAGAGAAGGCUACACGAAAAGUGCAAGAUUUCGAGUCUGUCCAGGGAGUGCGUUAGAUCAGAUUGUACACAGAAGGAUGAAUGUGAAACGAGUGGCCAACCGUGCCAGUCAACGCAAGAGUCUGUUCCGCACACUAUGAGAAACUAGUUUGAUUAGCCUAUCUGUUAUCAACGGGCGGUGCACCUGCUGAGAGCAAGCGUGUCGUUGUCAGUGACUCAGGAACUGUCAGUAACACAUCUCCUGCGAUCUGUCUUGAAAAUAGAAGUUUGCCUGAAUAUGAGUGAGGUACCAACAAGUGUAGAGCCUACUGAUGGACAGGCUCCAACAACUGAUAACAACGUGCCCGGUGAGAAAGCCUCUGACUCAGCGGGGCAGCCUCAGGGCCAAGAAGAGCAGCAGCAACAGCAGCCGCCACAGCAGCAGCAGCAGCAGCAGCAGGAGGAGGAGGAGGUUGACAUCGACCUGGAGGCCCCAGAGACCAAGAAGGCUGCCCUGGCCAUACAGAGCCAGUUCAGACGCUUUCACAAGAAGAAAUGAGGGAGGAGGGCGAAUUUCGAGCAGUCUUAUUACAAAAAAAACUUGCUUGUUGUCUUUCAUGGUGUGAUAUAGAAAAAGGCAUUUCCUGCGAAGGGGGUUAUGGCUGUCCUGCCAGUCUCUGAAUUAAUGAAGGGUUUUUUUCCCUCUUUGUUAUUGUUUGUAACUUUGUGUUUUUGGUGUGUUUUGAUAUCCAAAUGUUUACACUGACUGUGUUCGCAUGGACAAUGUUUACAUUUACUGCCUCUUGAUUAUUUUACGAGACAACAUGAAGGAAAUUAAGGAUUAAUGACCUUUCAUUGCAGUUAUUUGCGAUUUCAGCAUGCAGAGCCUGCUACGGUAAACUGAUGCAAAGUGAUGUGUGUUUAUGUCAAAAAUUACAUUUGAAAUAUUGCUAAAAUCAUUCCUACACAUGCACAUUCCAUGAACUCUAAGUAGUUCUGAGACCAUUCCAUACUAUGUCUAAAUGGCUUCUUUCAAUCAGACUGACAUUGAAUUAUGGAAUCACAGAAGUGGUGCUUCAAUCAGUUCCCAAGCCUUUCCCUAUCAGCUCAUUCAAACUCAGCUGCCAUAUUGCCUGUGUGACAUUACAUUGAAUUGUAUGUGUAUGUCUGUCCAUUCUACUGCCUAUUCACAGUCAUUCUUGGUUUGGAAAAUAUCAAGAAGCAAUACAAAAACAAAUGGUGCACAUCUA
This is a messenger RNA of Engraulis encrasicolus (European anchovy), 1403 nucleotides long. RefSeq names its product Purkinje cell protein 4 like 1 (gene pcp4l1). Bases 452 to 712 code for a protein of 86 amino acids. The record is from RefSeq and is a predicted model, not a curated record. NCBI's taxonomy places the organism in Eukaryota, Metazoa, Chordata, Actinopteri, Clupeiformes, Engraulidae. The transcript has 3 exons.